AUGGAAAAAGAAGUGAAAACUGAAACAAUCACGCCCGCGUCCCUUAGUGCAGAUGAGGAGGUGGCAGAGGGUCAAUUUGGCAAAGUUGAACUUCAGGCAGAGACUGAGGAUGAGAAUGUCGAGUACAGCUAUGAGUCCAAUCGAUCUCCAUUCCCUGAAGUGAGGGCUGUUGUCCCUGAAACGGAUGACCCCACCAUGCCCGUCAGUACGGUCCGCAUGUGGAUCCUGGGGAUUGUGUUUACAAUGCUGGGAUCUGGAAUUAACCAAUUCUUUUCGCUGCGAUACCCAUCAGUUCACAUCGUUGCGCUUGUCGCAGAGCUUCUGGCCUACCCGAUGGGUGUUUUUCUUGCAAAGACUCUCCCGAUAACCACGAUAUCCCUCGGACCAUUGGGUUCUUUCAUGCUGAACCCAGAUCGACAAUUCAAUAUCAAAGAACAUGCUCUGAUUGUGAUCAUGAGCAACGUCUCAUUUGGAUAUGCUUCGGCCGACGCGACAAACAUUAUUCAAGCUUCCAGUGCAGCGUUCUAUGACUUCAACCUGAAGCCUGGCUUCUACGUGAUGAUCGUUCUCUGUGCCCAGUUACUUGGCUUUGGAGUUGCUGGCCUCACUGCUCCAUGGCUGGUCGAGCCUGCUCGGAUCAUCUGGCCGGGUGUAUUGUCCAAUUGUGCCAUGCUUGAAACGCUGCAUUCGCGCGCUAACACUGUCGCUAAUGGAUGGCGCAUCUCUCGCUUACGGUUCUUUUUAUACGUCACCGCGGGCGGAUUCGUCUGGUACUUCUUCCCGGGCUUGAUAUUCACUGCCCUAUCAUACUUCACUUGGGUCUGUUGGAUCGCACCCAAGAACGUUAUCGUGAACCAGCUUUUUGGAAUGCAGACUGGUCUGGGUAUGAGCCCUAUCACAUUCGACUGGAGUCAAAUAGCAUACAACACGAACCCGCUGCUUUCUCCUUCGUGGGCAGCACUUAACGUCUUUGCUGGGUUUGCCGUGUUCUUUUGGAUCGUCACUCCAGUUCUCUACUACAAGAAUACCUGGUUCACAGCAUACCUCCCGCUCAUGACCUCUGAUGUCUACGACCGAACAGGCGCAGUCUACGACACAGCUCGCGUUAUCUCCUCCAGUAAUACCCUGGACGUCGAAGCCUAUCGCAAAUACUCACCCCCCUACCUCGGCGCAACCUUUGCCUUCGUAUACGGUCUCUCCUUCGCAUCAAUCACCGCCGUUCUAUCGCAUAUCGGAAUCUGGCACGCCCGUGACAUCUGGGCCGCGAUGAAGGGUCGUAACAGACUCGACAUUCAUGCCCGUCUUGUUCGCGCCUCCUACCGCCGCACACCCUGGUGGUGGUACGCAUCCAUCAUCGUGAUAAUCAUGGCUAUGGCUAUCGCUAUGGUCGAAGUCUACCACACCAAGCUCCCUGUCUAUGGUGUCUUCCUUGGCUUGAUCAUCCCUGCGAUCUACAUGGUUCCCUGUGGCAUCGUGCAGGGCAUCACGAACGUCGACGCAAACCAGCUUAACGUCCUCGCCGAGUUCAUGGGUGGAUACCUCUUUGAAGGCAAGCCGCUGGCAAAUAUGAUUUUCAAAAUCUUGUCAACGGACGUCGUUGGACAGGGCGUUUAUUUCGCCAUGGAUAUGAAACUCGCGCAUUAUCUUAAGGUGCCUCCGCGGACUACGUUCUUUGCUCAGGGUAUCGCUACCAUCCUCGGUGCCCUAACCCAGGCUGGCGUGACGAUUUGGAUGCUAGGCAAUAUCGAUGGAAUCUGUGAGACGGAUCAGAAGGAUGGGUUCACUUGUCCCAAUGGCCGGACAGUGUACUCUUCAUCAGUGAUCUGGGGUCUUGUUGGACCCCGUCGUCUGUAUUCCAUUGGCCAGAUAUAUUCGUCGCUUUUGCAUUUCUUCUGGAUUGGACUUAUCGCCCCAUUUAUCACUUAUUUCCUAUAUCGCUGGACAAAAAACCGCUUUUGGAAGAUGAUCAACUGGCCUUUGAUCUUUGUGGGAACUUAUAAUGUCCCACCGGCGACUGGAAUCAACUAUUCCAGCUGGGCACUCGUCAACUUCGUCUUCAAUCACAUUUUACGCCGCCGCUUCUUUUCUUGGUGGACCAAAUAUAACUAUAUCCUGGCUGCUGCGCUCGACACCGGUCUUGCACUCAGCGGCAUUGUAAUCUUCUUCUGCAUCUCGUACCCCGGUGCUACGUUCCCUGAUUGGUGGGGAAAUACGGUUUACUUGAAUACUGCGGAUGCAGAGGGUGUUUCAUGGCUGAAGAUGCCGUCGGUUGGAUAUUUCGGUCCUGCUAAUGGGACGUGGACUUAA
This is a messenger RNA of Penicillium odoratum, 2307 nucleotides long. RefSeq lists its product as uncharacterized. The coding region runs from base 1 to 2307 and encodes 768 amino acids. NCBI's taxonomy places the organism in Eukaryota, Fungi, Ascomycota, Eurotiomycetes, Eurotiales, Aspergillaceae. The transcript is spliced from 4 exons. Gene Ontology annotation, molecular function: oligopeptide transmembrane transporter activity. The record is from RefSeq and is a predicted model, not a curated record. Gene Ontology annotation, biological process: transmembrane transport.